CUCCCCUCCGCCGGGCCAGCCCCGGGGGCAGCCGCCGCCGCCGCCCGAGCGCCCGCCAUGCCCGCCGCCCCCGCCGCUCCGCUGCUCCAGCUGCUGCUCCUGCUGGGGCCGUGGCUCCAGACUGCGGGCGUCGUGGAGCCGCCGCUGCCCGCCGUGGUCCUUACCAUCCUGGCCCGCAAUGCCGAGCACUCACUGCCCCACUACCUGGGCGCGCUGGAGCGGCUGGACUACCCCCGGGCCAGGCUGGCCCUCUGGUGUGCCACGGACCACAACACAGACAACACCACGCAGAUGCUGCGGGAGUGGCUGGCUGCUGUGGGUGACGACUACGCAGCUGUGUUCUGGAGGCCCGAGGGGGAGCCCAGGUCCUACCCAGACGAAGAGGGUCCCAAGCACUGGACCAAAGAAAGGCACCAGUUUCUGAUGGAGUUGAAACAGGAAGCCCUGACCUUUGCCAGGGACUGGGGGGCUGACUACAUCCUGUUUGCAGAUACAGACAACAUUCUGACCAACAACCAGACGCUGAGGCUUCUGAUAGAGCAGGGGCUGCCCGUGGUGGCCCCAAUGCUGGACUCCCAGACCUACUACUCCAAUUUCUGGUGUGGGAUCACGCCCCAGGGCUACUACCGCCGCACGGCCGACUACUUCCCCACCAAGAACCGCCAGCGCCGGGGCUGCUUCCGGGUGCCCAUGGUCCAUUCCACCUUCCUGGUAUCCUUGCGGGCUGAGGGGGCAGCCCAGCUCGCCUUCUACCCCCCUCAUCCCAACUACACCUGGCCCUUCGAUGAUAUCAUCGUCUUCGCCUACGCCUGCCAGGCUGCUGGGGUUACGGUCCAUGUGUGCAACGAGCACCGUUAUGGGUACAUGAACGUGCCCGUGAAAUCCCACCAGGGGCUGGAGGACGAGAGGGUCAACUUCAUCCACCUGAUCUUGGAAGCGCUAGUGGACAGGCCCCCUAUGUGGGCCUCCGCGCACGUGUCCCGGCCCCCAAAGAGACCCAGCAAGAUGGGGUUUGAUGAGGUGUUUGUCAUCAGCCUGGCCCGCCGGCCCGACCGCCGGGAGCGCAUGCUAAGCUCGCUCUGGGAGAUGGAGAUUUCUGGGCGGGUGGUGGAUGCUGUGGACGGCCGGACACUCAACAGCAGUAUCAUGAGGCGCCUUGGCGUGGACCUGCUCCCUGGCUACCAGGACCCCUACUCGGGCCGCACACUGACCAAGGGCGAGGUGGGCUGCUUCCUCAGCCACUACUCCAUCUGGGAGGAGGUGGUUGCCAGGGGCCUGGCCCAGGUCCUGGUGUUAGAGGACGACGUGCGCUUUGAGAGCAACUUCAGGGGGCGACUGGAACGGCUGAUGGAGGAGGUGGAGGCAGAAAAGCUGCCAUGGGACCUAAUCUACCUGGGUCGGAAGCAGGUGAACCCCGAGGAGGAGGCAGCUGUGGAGGGGCUGCCCCAUCUGGUGGUGGCCGGGUACUCCUACUGGACCCUGGCCUAUGUCUUGAGCCUGGCAGGUGCUCGAAAGCUGCUGGCCUCCCAGCCCCUGCGCCGAAUGCUGCCUGUGGACGAGUUCCUGCCCAUCAUGUUUGACCAGCACCCCAAGUCCAGGCGGGGACUCCAGAGGAGCGCCCAGGAGCGGGCUGCAGCUGGCCACGGAGCAGAGUUGGAAAUGGCUGCAGGAGAUGCCACCAGGAGCCACAGACCCCAUAGAGACCGGACUGUCACCUUAGGCAUGGCCACUCUGCCCUCUGGCCCUGUCUUGCAUCAGGAGAAACCACUCUGAGAUGGGUCCCCUUCCCUGAAGGUCAUGUAGAGAAAAGGCAGAGCUCACAGGCCCUCUCACCCUUCCGGCCUGACUCAGGGCCUGGGGUGGAGGGAAGGAGGGGGGCUCCCCUGCCUUCGGUUUCAAGCUGUACGGACACCAGGAGCCCUGUCCUCUCCGCGGACCCAACUGCUGGGGCCCCUCUGCUACCUUCUACCUCCACAUCAGCCCCCUCCCCACUUGACACCUGGGUCUCAGUUGCCUGGGCCCAUCCUCUCCCCGGCCGCUGGGAAGUGCUGGGAGGUGGGAGGAGGGCCCUGGCAGACCUGGUGCCUGGCACAUAGUAGGCCCUCAAUAAAAGCCAGCUGGUACUUGCACUUUA
Messenger RNA from Ailuropoda melanoleuca (giant panda), 2134 nucleotides. RefSeq names its product cerebral endothelial cell adhesion molecule (gene CERCAM). The record is from RefSeq and is a predicted model, not a curated record. Bases 58 to 1773 code for a protein of 571 amino acids. NCBI's taxonomy places the organism in Eukaryota, Metazoa, Chordata, Mammalia, Carnivora, Ursidae. The transcript has 12 exons.